This is a messenger RNA of Centrocercus urophasianus (Greater sage-grouse), 10684 nucleotides long. RefSeq names its product C1q and TNF related 4 (gene C1QTNF4). The transcript has 5 exons. The record is from RefSeq and is a predicted model, not a curated record. Lineage: Eukaryota; Metazoa; Chordata; Aves; Galliformes; Phasianidae. Gene Ontology annotation, molecular function: protein binding. Bases 8719 to 9945 code for a protein of 408 amino acids.
AGUUGUUUGCAGUUCUGGCAUUGUAUCUAGUUGAUUUGAAGCAAAAAUACUCCAAGUCUCCUAUUUUUAGAUUCCUUCAAUGCACAUGUAAUUUCAGAAGGAGUAUAUGCUGUUUUCACUGCAUUAGUACUCAAAAAAGUAAAAAAGUCGAAAAAUAUGACAGUUUACCCAGAAAAUAGUAGGUUCCAGUAAGAUAUACACAAGGGUACAUUUUUAUGCAUGGUAUUAAGUUGUUAGUAAUUCUUAGUGUUUUGAGAUCUGCUGCUAGUCUAUACAGAAAAGAGAAUUUAAUAAUUUUACAGAUUUGCAGAUUUGAGGAUUAUAUAUGCGUGUGUAUAUAUAAAUGUACAAGAUAUUGAGAGUAUUUCCAAUUGAGAAUGAUUUUGUACAGGUUCUAGUGCUGUCAAAGGUGGAAUACUGGAAGUAAAGAAAAUCUUUACUUUUCAGACACUGAGAAAAUGCCACAUGGGUAAAUGUGGCUUUUAAAAGCUAAAAGUUAAAAAGAUAUUUAAUUGUAUUUAUGAAGAGAUCAAGGACAGUUUUGACCCAAGGACAAACAGAUGCACUUGAUCAUGAAUAAUUUCUACUGUAAAGUAGAAGGAAAUCCCUGGAGCUGUGAAGUUUAGCAAUAGUUUUCUAAUUGAAAUAGUGAUGAAUUAGGUGGAAUAUGGUUGGUAUAUGAUGGAAUUAACUGAUUAGUUCUCUGUGGCAUUAUUUGCAGGGCAGAUCCUGUAGAUCCCUUGCAGUUAUGUGUUCCUCAAGUGAAAAGCUAUUGUCUCUUGAAAAAGAACAACAAAAUCGAAACUGCUGUGGAGAAAAAAGAUAAGUUACCUGCUACUAGUAUUAAAUAGAGAUCUCUGUAAAAAAUUAAAUAGAUACCAGAUAUUUUUAAUGAGUAAUUGAAGAGUAAAGUCAAAUGAAUAAAAGAGCGGGCAAGAAAUGCUGAAGUUGAUGAAUAUUUUUGACUAAAGCUGACUCAAGUUAACUAGCAUUUCUGUAUUUUUUAGAAGAACUGAGGAAGCUGUUUAAUGUUAGAUUUUUAUCUAAGUGGUUUUGACAAAUUUUUCACCAGUGUAAACCAAACUUGUGAUAUUUUGGAGGCAUGAAGGAAAGCUAAUACACAAAUUUUCAUUAAAUUUCUAUAGUCCAUGUAAAGCUAUUAGUGCUAUUAUUGUUUUUCAACUUGAAAAUAUUAAAAGUCAAAAAUAUUUCUUCCUCAAUUUUAACCAUUAAUUUAAUAAUUAAAUAAAUGCAUUUUGUUUUGGGGAAAUGUAAUUUUUAACAAUUUCCACACAAGUAUUUCAUUAUCUGUUUGAUAUUUUAAAUUUUGAAAAUGUUUUACUUUUGAGGCUCUUUAUUUACACCUUCAGACAUCAUAGUUCCAAGCUCAUUUUUUGAGUGACACGGAAAUAGUAUAAAUGAAUUAACAUAUGAGAAAAUCCUCUGUAGUGAGGUAAGUUGAUAGAAAAUAUCACUAAAAAGGAGAAAUAACAGAAUAUCUAAGAUGAACACAAAGGCAGGAAUGUAUCUUCUGAUGUAGUAACCAUAGAACUGAAAACACUGAUGCUGUUGAGUAAAUAUCCUUAUAAUUUGGCUAUUGCUUAACUAACUGUAAAGCUGACAAAAUAUUGGCAAGGUGCUUGUGUGUUCUUACAUAUUGCAAGUACCUAAUAAAUAAUUCUUACUGUCUUUGAUGGAAAUGAUGGUUAAAUCGUAUGAAAUUAUAGAAUUAUUGUUAAUGAUUAAGACAUAUUUUAAUGUAAAUGCUCUGAUCUUACUCCAUUGGAUCAUAUGACUCUCUAUUGCUUACAGCGCAGUGCUUCUUAGAGGAAGCAUCAUAGCAUAGGCUGUUUGCUGGAUGUAUCUGUCUCUAGAGAUGUUUUCCUAAAGACUACGAGUCGGUUAUGUCUUAAGAGUCCUGGGACUUUGGGAUGUUAAAAGUGAUUCUCAGUUACAGGGAAAUCAAGAUAGUAUGGACAAGAGGGAUCUAUGAUUAAAUGAAGAUGAGACCUCCAAAUUUUCAUUGUAGCUAACCAAAAAAUGAAAUAACAGGAAUAAAAAAUUGUCUUACGUACCUGAAAGAAUGCUGAGUUUUUGGAAGUUUUAAACUCAUUAAGGUACUAUCCAGAAUGCUUGCAAGCAGGCAUUUACACACAUUGUUUGUUUCACUCUGUAGCUCUGCAACGAUUUUUUCCCCAUACCAAGCUACCAAGUCCUUAUAUUCUCUCAAGCAAGAUAAUAUUUAAUUAAAUUUUUUCUCUUUAAGAAGCAUUUGUGCAUGUGUGAGUGUGUGUUGUACUCAUAAAGAAAAAACAAGAAACAAUGCUGUUUCCUUCGUUAAUUUAUAAUUGUUACAUUCUUUGUAAUAACUUAUUUUCUAGGUAAAUGUAUUCUCUGUAUAAAAAACAUCCUAAUUCUCACUAGCUGGGCUAAGAAAUAUACUCUGCUAUUCACUUGACUAGUCUUCACUGACCGUGGUGCACCUUGUAACCUGGGAUCGUAGUCAGUUCACAGCUGCAAUUACACCAACCUGAGUUCUAUUCUUUUUUUUCACCUCAGCCUGCAGUCACUGCAUGGAAUUCCCAAAUGUCCUGUACCAAACAUGCAGAGUAUUAUGGAUUUAUUCAUGAAGGAUGAUGUUUUAUUUCAAAAUUUUAAAGUAUUUUUCUUCAGAGAAAUGUUUUGUCUACCCCUUCUACCACUAGACUUCAAAGAAACUUGUGAUUAUCAGAAAGAUUUAUCAUCUUUACUGAUUUUUCAGAAAAGAGAACUGAUCAUACUUCUUUUAUGGAGAGAUAUUUGUAGUCUGAAAGCUUCCACCAAAACUGAAACAUGUUUGUUUUCACAGUAGGUUUUUGUUUCUUUAGUUUGCAGAUAAAAGAUGUAUCACCUUCUGAGGUAAAAUCAUAAUAAUAUAUAAAACAGAAAAUUUUCAUUACAAAUUCUCCUUGCUAAAGGGAGGAUGAUUUUCCUUCAUGCCAGUGGAGUAGCACCUACGAUUUAGAUCUUUUUCAAAACAGUGAAUUGAACUUUUGUUUUUUCAGUUCAUAGGAUUCUUUGAAAUGUAAUCUCCUAAAUGUUUGAAGAAUCCAGGUGAAAAGCCUUUGCGUAGAUUGUGAGGUGGGAGUAAGUCUAAUGCAACUAGGUAUUUUACACUUCUAAGUUGCUGGAUCAAUUUUAUAAAGCCACAGGAUACAAAUAAAUCUUUCAGAGAUUAACGAUCUCUGCCAGCAGAUUCUUGCCAUAAAUACUUAAUUUGCAGUCCCUUUUUUUGAUUUUGCCAAGUACAAGUCUUAGUCUUGUUUAUAAACAUCUUGCGGGUUACGUUCUGGUCAUUGGCUGUUACUGUAUUACUUAUUUGUUGUUUUGUUGAUGAAUGCUAGCUGGAACGCUCUUAAAGGACUUAAGUUUUAUUUGGUUUACAUAUUCUGUUGAAUUAAAAUUACAUUUAAAACUCACUAAAAUUCAAUUUGCUUAAGCCACCACUAGAAUUAUUUUCAAAGGCUGCAGACUUAUGUCAAGGGCUACAUUAUGUAGUGCAGGUGUUUAUGGAGCAAGACCGAAGCACAAAAAAAAAUCAUGUUUAAAUGUUAACCACAAACAAGCUGGGCUAGACUUCUUAGUAUUCUUAGUUCAUUUCUAAAGGUAUGAAAUAUGACAUUACAAGAGACGAGUAAGAGGGUAGUAUAAAAUUACCAAGCCUGCAAAGAGCUGGUAGUGUCUGCACUCAUUACUGGUUGCAUUCAUUGUUUACAAGAUUAUUUCAGAAUCAAAGUACAUGAGGCAGAGAUCUUUCAGCAGCACAAGAGGAAAAAUCCCUGGCACGAUGUGGUUGCAAUGAAAAGGUCUUUACUAUUGUUGGUACUUUGUACAAGUGCCUAAUGCUACGGAUGGUGUUUGCUGUUCAGUGGAACCUUUUUUUUUUUCAUAUUUCCUUUGAUGUAACUUACUUGCUGACAGAAUCCUGUUGCCGCUUCAGUUGAAACAAGUUUGGAUUAUUCAAAGUAUUUGCACCAAAAUAUCUUUUACAGUUUCUUAAAAUUGUCUCCAUGCUCUUAGGCUGACUCCCAAGGAGAGACUAGAGGGAAGGAUCUAUUUCUGCUGGCCCAGACAGUUCUAUGUUAUAUAAUUGCUGACACAUACAAGUUUUAUUUUCAAGUUUGUAUUUCACAUUUUUAAUAGAUGAAAAAAAUAUAUUUUUAAUAUUAGUUUAUUUAUGAAGUGUUUUAUUGGCCAUGGUGAGAUAAAGUCCCAACUAUCCUACGUUUUGUUGAAUAAAUCUAUCAACCCAUUCACUCUAAUUAUCAUAGACAUCUGCCAAUCUCAGCAUUCUAAUAGAACCUUCUAGGUUGUUAUUUCUUGAAGGCUAUGACAUCUUUAUGCUUUUCCAUUAACCCUGCUGACUACUUGCAUCUGUGGCUGAUCUGUAUAGUUCUGUAUGAACCUCUAUCAGAACUUUUUGCUUAGUGUAUUUUGAUUCUUUUGCUAAUGCUUGGUGAUUGCUACUUGACCAGAAAAGCAAGGGGACAGCAAGUGUGAAAAUUUAGUUUUUUAUCUCUUCCAUUUUUCGUUUUAGUGGUUUUAUUUAUUUGCAAAAUGCAUUUGAAUCAGAAGAGAAUACUUGCUAUUUGUACCAUGGCAAAUUUCUUGACCGGAUGAAAGAUGUCUUUGCAUAGCAUUCCUGAUCCAUUUAUUUUUUUAUUUGUCUAGCACUCUAAUACAGCAACACUUGCAGUGUAGACAAGUGAUAAGGGAGAUAAUCUGAAUGCAGUCUUUUACAGAACUGAAAGAAUCAGGUUAUUUUCUUCAGUCUUAAAAUCCCUUAUUUUAGCUUUGUCUUAGGCUUCUUGCUUUUCCUUUGUCAUUCUGCUGUAAUAGAGCUGCACAGUUCUCAAAUACUUGACUGGAAGUAGAACCACAAGAAUACUGGAUACUUCUCUGCAAGAACGCAUUGAAUGUGGAAACUACUGUCCAUUUCAGCUGUCUACAAAAGAUCUGUCUCUGAAAGAAGCCAAGUGUGUUUGCUGAAGUCUUUCCCAACUUGCAGCCUGGAGGUGUGGAAGGUGACCAAAAACCAGGACUUAAUUCUUCACAAAUGGAAGGAAUCUGACAUCUGUUACGUCUAGCCAAGAUGCUGGAAAGAAACUGACGAGUUGUCUCACUGCUUCAACUUAGUGUUGGAGGAUGAUGUGAUGAAUUUAUAAUUUUAAAUCUGUGGUCUCUUUGUAACAUCUAUAAAACUUGAUUUGAUUUCACUGAAGAAUAAAAUUAUUAUACUGAAGGAAUAAAUUCAGAUUUAUGGGCUUAUGCUGCCAAACAGUAUUUCUUCCUGCCUUGGAUGGAGUUCAUUGUGCAUUAACAUUUCUGAAAACGAUUUCUGUGACUAUAUUUCAGUUAUUCAGUGAGUUGACCAUUUUCAAUGUGAGCUUAACUAGAUAUUGUGCAAAGACUAGAAUUAACGAAUGUUUACAUAAUAGUUUAAGGAUUGAUGGACAUGUAAUUUUUUUUCUUUUGUACUUGUAUUUUUUCUUUUGAAUUUGAUUUCGUAGUGUUUGCUUUUAUUUGCUGUUAUUUCUGUUACAUUAAUAUUUUGUUUAGGUGUUUAUAUUGAUUACUGUCAUGUGUAUGAAAAGAAAUUCUUAAACCAAACCAAACUGCUAGCCUAAACAUCAGACAUCAGAUUCAGGAUGUAUUCUUAGUACCUUCCGACAUGCUGGUGACAUUUAUUAUUGUUAGUAUAUUUGUAUGUUUGAUUCUGAAACAACACAGUGGUUUAAGAAAUUAUCUGUAUGCUUUGUUUGCUUUUAUUCCAGCUUUUGUAUCUUAGCAACUGACCAAGCAUAUGCUAAAUGUAUUUCAGCAUGAACUGAAUUAGGUUCAUUUAUGCCACUGCUGAUUGGGUUAGUGAGAGUUUUGGACGUAAACAUGAAGGUAUAACCUUCAUUUUUGUGUUUAUAAAAUUGUGUGGUAGGAGAGUCAGUGCAAGAACAAAUGUGAUAAUAGGCUUUUGUCACCCUUUGUUGGACUGGCUAGAACUUACUCCUCCCUCUUUUUAGUCUCAAGAUGUUUUGCAGUAAUGCUCUGUGGAGGCCUUUGCAGACAUAUAUAUCUAAUAGGAAGGGAUGAAAUCUGUUGAAGAGUCUAGAAAUCUCAGAAGAUGAAGAAGAUGUGUCCAAAGUAAUGGUUGGCUUGACGUGAGAUUGCUGGAGGUCUUGGUCUUUCCGGACUGCCCUGUCAGAACUAAUUUAAGACAUUAUUCAAUCAUGCUGGAUAGAUAUUUGUUCCAGAACAUGCUGUUCCUUUCUGAUUAGGUGCAUCUUUAAAUGUAGGUGCUCUGCUCUUCUAUACAGUGAACAAGUCUAGCUUUUUACUGCAGUGUUUACUUCAUGUUGAUCUCGCUUGAAAGUCUCCCUGGAAGCUCUGAGAAAGAAAGACAUACAUUGGGUUAAGAAAAAAAGAAAAGGAAAAAAAAAAGUCUUUUGCUAUUUAUGUCUCAUGUUUUAUUUCUGAGAUACUUGCAGUUUGUCAUCUUAGAAAAUCGCAACGUAGCUUUUCCUUUCUGUGGCAAGUAGUAAGAUCUGUAGCCAACGAUUUGGAGUUACUGCUGUCUGAGAGGACAGUGACCCUUUGACAGUGGAUGUACAGUAGCCUCAAAAAGCAGUGUGAGCUAAUUCUAUGUUAUAUACUUCUUACCAGUAUUACCACUGUUUUGCCUUAUAAUUUUUAAUCCAACUUUGCUUUAUAGUUUAUCUUGCAGUUGCAGAAGGAUGUGACAAUACUGUUGCGUGUGCUCAAAAGGCAGUUGUAAAUGAAUUUUCUAAGUAUGCCGCUGGUAGAAGGCACAACAAUGGUCAUUAAUCUCUUCACUUACGCAAUUUCUUCCCCAAAACUUCUGUAUCAGUGCCAACUUAGUUUCUUUUUUUCCAAUUGAUUUCCUCCAUCUCUGUGUCUUGUACAUGGAAUGCUCUGCUACUCCAUUCAUUCAGAUCUCUCUGAAAAAGAAAAUAUUUUUGUAUGUACAAAGAAUGAACAGAACUAAAUGCAAUUAUAUUAUCAACAGAUUUGCUUUUUCAUCAAAUUCUAUCUUUUAUAUAUCCUUUUCUUUUUAUAACUUCUUUUUUGACUGAAGACAAAGUAUCAAUUACACACUCUAACCUUUUCCACUUGUACAUAGUAAAAUUCCAGACCAUGAUCAAUAAAAGCUCAGUUUGAAUAGUGGGAAGAAGUCUACAAAGAAAAUUUAACUGUGUAAAAGUGUAUGUUUUUAACUUUUAAAUUCCUGCUCAUUGUGGCUGUAGUUUUCUUUCUAAGCUUUGGCCUCCUCCCAGUAUUUACUGUGUGUGUACUUGCAAUCUCUUAGAGCCUUUUGUCCUUUAGAAGGCAGUAUUCUUCAUUUUUACACUGUUUCACAAAAUUUCUAAAAUAAGUUGAACUUUGCAAUGUGUUUCAUGCCUUGUGUUGCCUUUCUUAAUCUCUUUUUGUCUGUAUGAUUUUAAGACUGAAAGAUAGAAUACUUAUUUGGAAGUUUUCACAUCAGACGUCCUGACAGACUUGUGCAUGUGCUCUGUUUCCUUCUUAAAAGUUUUCUGUUAACUCGGAAAUGAAGACCCUAAAAACCACACAAAAUAUACACAGCAGUUGUCAUAAUGGCCAUUAUCUUUAGUUAGUUUUGAAUUAAGCUAUUCAGAAUUUGCUUAUUUUGAGAGACUGUCGAGCUCUAUAAUUUGCACCAAAAAUGUUCAAACUUACAUAUCCCAGAUACGCAGCAUAGUGCAGUGUUAUGAACUGUCAAAAAUACCAGUGCUGAAUAUAGUCACAGCACAACUAUUUUAACCAGUUUCACUCAUUGAUGCACACAAGAAGGUAAUGUAGACUUCUGCAAAGACAUUUUACAAAGCAUUUUGAAUGACUUUUUCUGGGUAUGUUUUCUAGCUUGGACUUAUUUCUUACCACAGUCAUUUAUUGAUUGAGGGAAAAUGACAGUUGAAUAAGUAUAAACACUUGAAGAAAAAGUUAAUUUAAAGAAGAAAAAGUCUAUCUAAAAGCUUCCCUUUGUAACCAGUAUGUUCCCAUUGAUAUUCUGCUUUCAUCCAACUUUUCCCUUAGCUUCAAAUUUGCUUAUACCUCUGGAAAUCUAUAAUAGAGAAGAAGUAAGAGUGUUAUGUUUCCUUUAUACCAUGUGUAAAUGGUAGUUCUGGAUUUAUGAACUGAGGGGUCUCAAUUCUCUGACUUCAGGUACAGGAAUGCAUGCCCAGCUCCACUGGAUUGUACAGAAGCAGUACACCUGGAAAACAAGCUUCCAUAAAGGUGGACCUACUCCAAAUUUCAACAAAAUGAUAUACCCAGAAUCUCUCUCCUCUUAACUUUCUGCCCUUAGAGUACAGACUCCAGACAUCUGAUGUGAUCGGUGAGUCCAAGACACAAGUUUUACAUUCUUCUAAAGUAAAAAAUACGCUGAUAUCCUUCAAGUAGACCUCUCAGAAUCACCAAGUUCCAGACUAUGAAAAGAUAUAAGCCAAGCAAAGGCUCAUCUAAUACCAUAAUUUCCAAGAACAGGAUUUGCAGGGAUCCACAGUUAAGGCAGCUCAGCUCUGUUUCAACACUUUUCCAAGGAAAAGGAGGAAAUCCCCUGGUUGCUCUGAGUGGAACACAGCCCGUUUCUCAGCCCUCUUCCUCCCCUCAGCUGAAGCAGAGAAGGCAUGAAGCAGUAUUGCCCUAAUGAGAAGAAAAAACUGCUGGAGGCAGAAGCACAGCCAACAGAAGCAGAGCAGAAGAUCUUUCAGUGCGCAGAAGCUGUGUUACUAUGCUGACAGACUCCACCGACUCAAGGAAACAUAUACAAUGAUGGCACUGAAGGUUCAGAUUCUGUUUGGCUUCCUCUGGUGUGUGAUUUUAAUGCCUAUAGAUGGCUUCCCAGUAGACAGCAAUACUGAAUUUCGCUCUGCUUUCUCAGUGGCCAGAACCAGCAGCAUGGAAGGGAGCUCUGAGAUGGUCAUUACCUUUGACAAAGUGUAUGUGAACAUUGGCAAUGACUUUGAUCCCAAGACUGGGUUGUUUCGGUGUCGUAUUCCUGGAGCCUACUACUUCUCAUUCACAGUUGGGAAAUACCCAAAGAAAAACUUGUCUGUCAUGCUGAUGAGAAACAAGAAUGAGGUGCAGGUGAUUGUGUAUGAUGAACAUCACCGAAAGGAACGGAAGGUAGCCAGCCAGAGUGCCAUGCUGCAGCUUGACUAUGGUGACACAGUCUGGCUGCGUUUACACGGAGACCCCAAGUAUGCUCUUUACAGCAAUGUAGGCCCCUAUACAACUUUCAAUGGCUAUCUAAUCUAUCCAGACACUUCUGCCUUCUUCCAGAACGCUCUCAGCUCUCAAGAACUGGGGCCUCACCGUCACAACGUUCAGAAACUUCCAGGAGAGCAGAAUGCAGCUUCACAGCGACAUAUGUUAUCCGAUCAGCCUAAGAAGGAACAAGACCCUCGCUCUGCAUUUUCUGUUGCCCGCUCACAAAGUCUCCUGGGCACAGAUGGCAAGCAAACCCAGCACGAGCCAAUCACAUUUGACACAGAGUUUGUGAAUAUUGGGAAAGAUUUCAAUUCCUCCACUGGCAUCUUCUCAUGCCGUAUACCUGGUGCAUACUACUUCUCCUUCACCAUUGGCAAAAUGCCCUUUAAGACCAUGUCAGUGAAACUUAUGAAGAACCACAAUGAGGUGCAGGCCAUGAUCUAUGAUGACAACCACUCCAAGAGGCGGGAGAUGCAGAGCCAGAGCAUCAUGCUGCCUCUGCAGUACGGGGACACCGUCUGGCUCUACAGCCAUCAGCAUGAUGGCUAUGGUGCCUACAGCAACCAUGGCAAGUACAUCACCUUCACAGGCUUCCUGAUCUAUUCGGAGCCUCAGCCAAAGCGGCUCCCAGGUGCCAGCUCACUCCAAGGGUCAGAAAAUUAAAUGUGGAUGUGAAAGGAGCAUAAGAAAAGCCAGGGUGCCACGAACUUGGGUAUAGCUCCUCUUUGGAUAUAGUCCUCUACUUUGAGCAUGCUAUCAUGUGUACAGUGCUUUCUUUAUGCUGCACGAUUGUGCUCUGACUGCAGGGCCAUUGCUGUGUCUGUCAUUCAUCCAUAGAAAAGUCUGUACAGGAAUGUAUGUGUGUGUCCUGUGUUGGUGUUUGACUUAAGCAUAAAGCAUGAGGUAGUUUUGGGGCAGGGGUGGGGCAAUGUAGUGAAAUGCUGAGGAUCAGGGAACACUGCAGUCAUGUUACUGCAGAUCUCUAGCAUCCAGAAAGCGAAGGAUGUGGUGACUUUCCUUGCAUAUGUGGGAAGGAAAUAAAUGUAAUAAAAAAUACAAAAGGUGUAAAAUUUCCUCAGGUUUGAAUUUGUUGUUGCCUGUGAAACUUGUGUACUUGUCACUGCCUGAAGUGUCAGCUCAAGAGAAAAAGCAGCACAGUGUACAAACUGCAGUAUUGUACAUUCAUGUGUGCAAAGUGUUGGUACCUUUUAGGGUUUUAUUGGAAGUUUCAUAGUAUUUGAUGCUUUUCUGAAUCUGAACCUCCUGAAUCAAGAAGAAUGCACAAGAAAAGUGUUCAGGAAUCUCAUCUUCCAUUUAAUGAAAACAAUACAUUUAAGAAAAGAAAAGUCUACUUCUGUUUCUUGUGGUAAAGGAUGAGGUCUCAAAUCUAGGAAUGACCCAA